GGCAGCUACGGGUACAAGCUGUGAUGUCGUGCGUUGCGCAGAGUUAUGGCGCGAUUUCGUCAACAUAAAAAGUUUGUUUUAAACUUUCAUACUAUAUUUACUUAAAGAAAAAGUUAUUCGAAUUACUUUUAGUAACUUAAGAACUGCUGAAAACAGUAUUAGGAACGAGGAAUAAGUGAAAGUUCACCGGUCAAAAUGUCGGUUAAUUCAAAGUGGCGGUUACCUGACGUUUUUUGUGUUGUGUGUUGAAUGGAUGGAAUUACGUUUAAUUCGCGGCGCGGGGAUGGGUGAGUAGUGGGUUAGGGUCUGCGAACUUGUAUCGAGAUGCCGUUCGUGCAGCGCGUGGUGGAGCCAAAGUAUCUUUCGCGAACCAGUUUGCGUGAUGAGGACGGGAAUCCAAGAGUGUCUGACGAGGAGUUGCAAGCGGUAACAAACUGCACCUUGAGCAAUGCUCUGCGUCAACUCGCGUCCCUCGUGCUGCUUGCCGAGGAUAUCUUCAGCGAGUUGACUGGGCAACUCCACGGCAUCACCGAGCGUUCCAAACUCGCACAUGCAAAAAUCGAGAAAAUCAGCGAAAUUGUCCAGAAAUAUGACCCGAAGAAAGUGCCAGUCCCGGAGGGGAGCCUGUCAGAUUUUGCGGUGCGCAAAGUCCACUACACGGUGAGCAAUCCUCUCAAAAAGAACCUCUUCACUGCUGAUACCAGACCACCAUGCCUCAGAAACAUGUACGAGAAAGCGUGCUCCGACCGUCUAUCGAAUUCAAUACUGGACCAACUACGAAGAGACGCUCAACAUUCCCCGUAUCUUCUAUGUACGCCUAUUUUAAGCACCAAAAGAAGACGUCUCUAUCAGAAGGUUGACGUUGAAAUUGAGACUCAUAUUCCAUCCGUAGUUGAGCAUCUCCGGAAAUGGACAUCGAAGGAGGCCAUAGGAGACGUGACGGCUUUACCAGAUGCCUCAAUGAGAAUAUCCAGCGGAGUCACUCUAACUCUUGACGAAUUGUCGGAAUGUGGGUCAGGUGACGAUGAACCAAUUGACCAUAGACUGCCCAGCCCCGAGGAGCAACUACGUGUCAUCGCUUCCAAAUUCCCACCGGAACUAGUCGCGAUCGACACAUCUGGCAAGUUCUUUGACAGAAUGUGCAGCUCUCGGAAGUCUCUCGUCAUCGAGAACGGCGCGGGUGAGACCGACACGGUGAAACGUAGAACACGCUCCAGAAAGCCCCGGGGUAAAAGACGCAACACCAUAUCGGGCACUGAUCAGAAAGAGCUUAGAGAGGCUAUAGCUGGCGAUUCAUCAAAUGCCGCGGCUUCCGAAGAGAUUGAAGAUAACACUGUCGUCAGAUCGCGUUCUAGCGAUUUGCUUAAGAAGAGUCCAAUCGAUCCGGUGACAAAGAAAGGGCAUUUCAACACGUUAAAACAAUGGGGAAAGAACAGGUUACGUAUGAUUGGACGAUCGCCCAGUGCCAGCAGAGAUAGUUGUAAAGAUAUUUUGAAAUCUGAAAAGAGCAAAGACACGAAAUCUCCAUCUAAACCAGAAGAUACUCAAAUACAGGAGACAGUGACGAUGCGAAAGAAGCGGCAAAGCGAAGAAGAUCGUCGAACGCAUCAGAGAUGCGCGUCAUAUUCCUCUUCGGAAAAGAGCAUAGCGCUAGCAUCUGCAGUGCAAACAACAGCGACCAUAAAUAUAGGUGUCAAACUACGAGGAACAUCGGCACAGCGCCGUUUAAGACGAUCUGGCAUUGGCAAAGACGAGCCAAAUUCGUCAAGUGGAAAUUGGUCCGCCAGCUCCGAAUCUGGGCGGACUAGUAUAGGUUCAGAAAUAACCACUACUACAGUACCCCCUAAAAGUACAACUUCAGCGGCCACUUCUAACAAUUCCCUAAACUUCCAUCACGGCCCACCGAGUUCAAUCAUCAGUCGAAGAAAAUUCCUCAAUACAUCUGGUUCAGGCAGCGUCACUAGUGAAGGCACACUUACACCUGACAUAAUUCACGACUUGCAUGAAGAUUUAGAGACUAGUUCUGAAUUCUCCUGCGACACCGAAGGGUAUUACACUUCUUUCCAUAUGGACUCAGGGUUGAAAACUUUAAAAGAAGAAGAAAUAUCUCCAUGCACUCCAAUGCAUACGAGCAAUGCUUUAUCUAAUUCAUCUAAUAGUCAAAAUAUGACUGCAGAAAAUGAAUACGAAUUGUUUGGUAAAGGAUCCACAAGUACAACGACAAGUUCUGCUGGUACAGUUUGUACAACCCUCAUGGCUGCCGGAAGUGACAGGUCUCUUGGUCCUAUCGUACCGGAAAGAAAGAGUUCCUUAUCUAAAAUUAACAGAAGCAGAGGCAGCAGCAUACAAAGUGCAAACGCGAGCUUGGACAGAAGCUUGAACUCCUCUUUUUCAAAGUCGCCUUUUAGUAGCCUAAAAUACCCUCUGCGUUCGUAUACUGAUAAACAAGUCUGCAACCUUUCCUCACCGGAAAUCAGUGCACCCACAUCAACCAUCACUAUAACGCGUAACGUCGGCAAUCACUCAGAAAUAACCGCGGUUGCUGAAAUCCAUACUGAGACUGACUUGGAAAGCGCUAAGAAAAGUACAGGAACUAGUUCACCAGAUUCUGGUCACAAUACUUCUAGCUCACCUAUUGAAGACUCUGUUUCUAGUGCUCACGGAAAAAACAGCUUGUCAGAGCAGGAUUAUUCUGAAUCCUCCGAUUUAGAAGGCACAGACCGAAUUGAAAGAAUAAGAUACAAAACUACAAUCAACAGCUCGAGGAUACCUUCCAUGUGUGUGAUUACGCCUUCAAAUUCAGACGACGAAAGUGAAACAAGCAAUAAAGAUUCUGAAUCUAACAAGCAGCAGGAUACUGUACUAGAAACUGCAGUUAAAAAGGCAGGCAGUCGUCCUAAGUUAGAUUUGCCCAUUGAGGAAAAGCCCAAAGAUGUAAAAAGUCCGACAGAAACAACCAAACCCACUGGCAAAUCCACACAAUUGAAUUUAAGAUCAUCUUUACUACCACUGAACAAUCUAAUGUGUAAACUGAAAGGAGUACUUCCACACAAAUUAUCAAUCAAAAAGUCCCCAGCUCCAAAAGAAGUUGAACCUGUCGACAGUAUUUAUGACGCUGGUGAUUACGUCACCAUAGCAGAUGUUAAAAACAACAAUCAGAAAGCAAGCCUGAAUAGAGGAAUUUAUGGAAACAAUGACGUCAUACGAAAGAAUCUUCAAACUGUACUGUCAGGAAAGCUUCCAGACACAGAAUAUGUGUCACUCAACGAAUUGCCAAAUUGUCUAAGUGAAACUAAAGAUUACCUGGAACAUGCUUUGGAUGAGAAACCAUCACCAGUAUUAGAAGAGAUACACAAAAAAGGUGCCAAAGUAACCCUUGACUCUCAUGGCCAAGUAAUAUAUUCUUCGGACACGUUGAAGCGUCGCAAAGGAGCUCACACGACUUUCGAACCGGGACCAUUUGUUCAAGAAAUCUGUCCUACAACCACCGUCAUUCAAAGAGAGACUGCUGAUGUUGUAAGAGUUGUUGAUGAGACUGAUUUCCCUUACGAACCUCCACCGCCUUCAAGCAAACCUACUUCGCCACAAUUAGGAAAGAUGAUAAUCCGUGCGCCAAUCGUGCCUGAUGGACCUGUGACUACCGAAUUUAUAACUCUUCCACCACCAAAGCCUAGUACAAUAAUAACUGCGACUCCAAUUACUGAAACACCUACGUUAUCCAGUCCAACACCUGUAGUAACUAAACCACAUGAUACCCAAGAUCAUCAAGAUCUGCCAAGGGUUGUAGAAGCUAUAACUAGGACAGGGGCUUACGUAAAUAUACACGAUGCGGAGGGCGUCAGCUUGUCACCGACGAAAGACGAUUUAGCAGACUAUCGACAUUCCAGUGCUGACAACCCCUACUUGAACAUACCGCAAAAUCUAGUCCAAAAGCGUCCAACGGUGGACUUUAACGCUAUUAACCCCACCUUACAUAGGCAUCACACUGCGCACCUCCGCGGUAGACAUGGAAUUGUGAAUUAUGAAAACCCAAGUCGACAAAAUGAGCAACCAAAGUUCUGGACACUUCCUAAAAGAAGCGCCUUUGAACAAACCGUUCCAAAACCUUUGACGGACUUAAAAACAGUUCAUUAUCCUACAAAACCUUUCAUGCCAACCGAUCAGCCUGUCACGAUCCAGGAAGAUUCCAUCAGGAUAUCUCCUAUUGAUCCUCGCACUGCCGGGCCUUUCAAAUCAUCUACUCCAUCUAACAAGGACAGCGUAGUCGACUUAAGCGCCAGAAUGUUAUCUCCAGUAAAGUCAACAAUGACCAAUGAAGAACUCUACGCAGUUAUUCACAAAAGUAAGAAGAAAUUGAACAUAAAAGACAGUGCUGAAAGAGCAGAAUCCCCUGCUUUGUCUUCCAUUAGUUUGUCUCCGGUCGGUUCAGAAACUUCUUUGUACUUGAAAGGGACUCAACGUCAUCCCGAAACUGGGUAUCUGGGAGACCCAAGGUCUAGAAUGAGUUGGUCACCAGCUGAUAAACAAAAUGUGCCUAUGUUUGCAACUGGCCCUGCAGUCGCGCAACAAAAACAAGAAACCUGUGCUGACAGACACGGACCCGUGCCUCAAACUUCAAGACUUGAUUUUAAGAAACUCCUACUCCAACACAGUGUAAAACUCAAUACCCUAAAUCCACAAAAUAUGACCAGCAAGUUAUCUGCUGUGGAACAACUAAAACUUUCCAAAGACAAAACACAGCCGCAGGCGUCGGCUGUCAAUAGAUCGCAAGUUAACAUUCUGGACCUAAGUGGGUCUCCAAAAACCUACACGCAUAGAAAAGUCAUAAAAACCAAUCCACAGCCUGCUUCACCGGGAAGAACAAGUGCACUGAUAAAAGAUCAUAAAAACACUCCUAAAAUACUAUUAUCACCCAAAUCUCAGUGGCGCUUCGCCAGUCCAAGAUCAGAUGUCCUAUCAACCCCUAUACCUGAAGCGAAUAACGAGGACGAAUCAAACAGCUCUGGUGAAAAACGUGACACUUCUCCAAACCCACCGUCAAAAACCAUUCCUAUUGUUACGAACCAACAUUUUGGAGCACGACGAAAUCUCAUUCCCAUAAAGGAAAAAAAUUUCGGAGCCGAUACAGAUUUUCAUGAUGAUCGGUUUGACAGAGGUAUAUUUCCUUUAAACACUGGAUUAUCAAGAUCAGAAAUAAUGCAAGCGAAGCGAGCAGAGUUCUUUAAUAGCCCACCAGAAGCGUCUCCUCCCAAGUUUACAUCGUUUAAAAACACAUCGACGGCUGGCCCGUCAGGUUUACGAAGCAAAAUUUCUCCAGAGAAGAGAAAUACUUCACCAACUACAUUAGAAACAGCUUUAUGAUAGUUUCUGAAUUAUGAGGUGCUUAACGUGGAUGCAUUUUCAAUUGAAGUAAUUAAUUACAAUAAUAAUUAUUAUGUAAAUAAGGCAGGUAACAUAAAUAGAAGCUUUAAUCUAGUCUGUUCUUGCUAGAAGUGCCAUGUCUAAUGGCACAAGUCGUCGUACGAUUAUAAUCAGUUUUUUAUAUAUACUUAAUUACUUAAUGUUCAUGGUAUUAAGCUCAAAAUCGUAUUACAUUGCUCUAAGGGGGCCAAUUUUGUUUGUGUUGAAUGAAUGAAUGGUAUUGGAAAACAGACGAAUAGU
Hyposmocoma kahamanoa is the source of this 5661-nucleotide messenger RNA. RefSeq lists its product as uncharacterized. The record is from RefSeq and is a predicted model, not a curated record. Gene Ontology annotation, biological process: cell differentiation. NCBI's taxonomy places the organism in Eukaryota, Metazoa, Arthropoda, Insecta, Lepidoptera, Cosmopterigidae. The coding region runs from base 325 to 5361 and encodes 1678 amino acids. The transcript has 7 exons.